ACCCGAGUUAAUUGAAUGGUUAAUUAAUCGCUAACUAUUUAUGUUCUUUUCAUAAUAGAUGAGUAUCUAGCUGUAAUAUGCAUAGAGGAGAAGAGAGGCUCGAUUAAAUGAGACCUAAUAGGUGAUAAUUGUGCGCUAAUUACUUGUCGAGCGACUCUCGAAGUUGAACGCGGCUGAUUUCAGUUGCACUUUCUGCACCUUGUUACCGCUUUCAUGUGUUCUCUUUCAAACGCCGUAAGUAAUCUUUUACUUCGUUCCAGACGUAAACAUUGAAUCUGACACGAACUUUGACGUUUGAACUCGGAAUUUAAGUUUGGACGUGAAGUGGAGUUGAAGUUUGCGAUAAACGUGAACAACAAUUUACAUGAGCAUCGGACUUAUUAGUGGCGCAGUCGUUCGAAGGCGCGAUAGUCGAGCGCACACUGAUGACAUUGCGUGCUCCAUGAGUGACUGCGUCAGAUAGGUUGGCCGCUUUCUCUCUCUCUCUUUUUCUCUCUUGACAUUUCUUAGGUAUGAUUUUCGAAUAGACCUCUUAUCUGUGGAUCUGUCAAAAAAUGUGAAUGCAAGACUGGAGCUUGAUGUUUACGAAAUUCAACCUACGGUAAUGGUAUCGGGACGACGUGUUGUUCGUGUGAGUCAGAACGCCCGGCCAAUGCCCGAGAAAGCCCCCUAAGUGAUAUCGUGAACACGGCAUUUAAUUUUUUAAAUGCGAUCAUGGCACUCCGCAAGGUAAAGGGGAACUUCGAGCGGAUGUUCGACAAGAACCUGACGGAUCUGGUGCGCGGCAUCAGGAACAAUAAGGAAAACGAGGCUAAAUACAUCGCGCAGUGCAUCGAAGAGAUCAAGCAGGAAUUGCGGCAAGAUAAUGUGGCGGUCAAGGCGAACGCCGUGGCGAAGCUAACAUAUCUCCAGAUGUUAGGAUAUGACAUUAGUUGGGCUGGCUUUAAUAUAAUAGAAGUAAUGUCAUCCGCAAAGUUUACUUACAAACGAAUUGGCUAUCUUGCUGCAAGUCAGAGCUUUCACACAGAUACAGAGUUGCUGAUGUUAACAACAAACAUGAUUCGUAAAGAUUUGAACAGCCAGAACCAGUAUGAUGCCGGUUUAGCACUAAGUGGUUUAUCUUGCUUCAUAAGUCCAGAUUUAGCACGCGAUCUGGUUCAUGAUAUUAUGACUCUGUUGACUUCUACCAAGCCGUACUUACGCAAGAAGGCGGUAUUGAUGAUGUAUAAAGUAUUUCUGAGAUUUCCAGAGGCUUUAAGACCAGCUUUCCCUAGGUUGAAGGAAAAACUUGAGGAUCCAGACAGCGGUGUUCAAAGUGCAGCAGUAAAUGUAGUUUGCGAAUUAGCCAGAAAAAAUCCAAAGAAUUACUUGAGCUUAGCACCUGUCUUCUUUAAGCUAAUGACAACCUCUACGAAUAAUUGGAUGCUUAUCAAAAUCAUCAAAUUGUUUGGAGCAUUGACACCUCUAGAACCUAGGCUUGGCAAAAAGUUGAUAGAACCCCUAACCAAUUUGAUACACAGCAUAUUACUAAUCGUUUCCAGUACAUCGGCAAUGUCCUUACUGUACGAAUGUAUCAAUACAGUAAUAGCCGUAUUGAUCUCUAUAUCAUCCGGUAUGCCGAACCACUCCGAUUCGAUACAGCUGUGUGUUCAGAAAUUGAGAAUACUGAUUGAGGACUCUGACCAAAACUUAAAGUAUUUGGGAUUGUUGGCGAUGUCAAAGAUAUUAAAGACUCAUCCGAAAAGCGUACAAGCUCACAAGGAUCUUAUUAUGCAAUGCCUUGACGAUAAAGACGAAAGUAUAAGACUGCGUGCCUUGGACUUACUGUACGGGAUGGUAUCCAAGAAGAAUCUAAUGGAGAUUGUUAAGAAGUUAAUGGUGCAUAUGGAUAAAGCCGAAGGCACUACGUAUCGUGAUGAAUUGCUCUCAAAGAUUAUUCAGAUCUGCUCACAGAACAACUAUCAAUUCAUUACCUAUUUUGAAUGGUACAUAUCUGUAUUGGUGGAACUUACACGAAUGGAAGGCACCAAGCAUGGACCAUUAGUAGCAACUCAAUUACUCGACGUAGCGAUUCGUGUACAAGCUAUACGAAAAUAUGCAGUUCAACAAUGUGCCUUACUGCUUGAGAAUUCAUAUCUAUUAACCGGCCAACCAAGGGCGACAAUGUCCGAGGUUUUAUACGCAGCGGCGUGGAUUUGCGGAGAAUUUUCUAGUGAAUUGGAAGAUCCCUUGGCGACAUUGCAAUCUAUGUUGCGAUCGCAAGCUUCUAGUUUACCGGGACAUAUACAAGCAGUUUACGUUCAUAAUAUAUUAAAACUAGCUGCGACAACAUUCGCCAAAGCAGAAAAAGAAAGAGACACAGAAACUAUGGAAAAGAUUCACGGACUGAAAGAUAAAAUAGCAGCCUUCGUUUGUAGCGGUGAUCUGGAAGUUCAGGAAAGAUCUAGUUCUGCAUUGGUACUGCUUGAAUGUUUAAAAGAGAACCCCGGUCUUGCACAGGAAUUAAUGGAGACUUUCGAUGGUGAACUUAAUCCAGUUGCACCAAAAGCGCAAAGAAAAGUUCCAAUACCUGAGGAAUUGGAUUUAGAUUCAUGGAUCAACGAUCCACCUUCCGAGAGCUCAGAUUCCGAGGAUCUAGAUAUGAACGAUAUUUUUAUUAAGUCGGAGAAAUCGAACGAUUCGUAUUCUAAGCGCGAAUUAGGCGAACCGUCGAUAGAAGAACUCGAGCGAAGGCGCGAAGCUAGAAAACUAGAACAGGAGAAUAAUCCUCAUUACUUAAAGGGAUCAUUUAAGACUUCUACGUCAUAUCAUAAUUCAUCGAAUCUGUACGAAGACUUCGAGAACAUUCCCGUCGCAGAAUUAGACAUCCCAAUUUCUUUGAAGAUCACUAAUCUGCACAGAUGUCGUGAUAUCAGCAUAGACAGCAGUCAUAAAAGGCAUAAAAAGCAUGAAAAGAAGAAAAAAUCAAAGAAGAAUAAAGAUAAAAAAUCUGCAUCGGAGGAUGAGCAAGAUGACGGUCUACCGUUGCAAAUAGUAAAUACGGGUGUAGGAGAGCUACCUCCGGGUGCAGAAAUAAGUGAUAGUGACGAUUACGAUUUAGUAGAUGCAAACGACCCACAUAGAGCUUUGAACAUUGAUCUGGAUAUGCCUUUAAGAGAAGAUGAAAGAUUGCCUGUCUUAGAACAUAGAAUUAUCGAAAAUAACAUAACGCAAGAGGCUGAGGAGAAAGGAAACAAAAAAGAAAAAAGACACAGGAAGUCUAAAAGAAAGAUCAAGGAUGCUACAGAAAACAAAAUGACCAAUCCAAGAGAAUCGUCUGAUUUGUGGUUGGAAAACAAUUCGUCUCCGGAGAAAGUGCCGUCUCCCGCAAUUGGAGAAUACACAGAGGUGUCUAGCGAGCCACAAAAGGAUAGCAAGCGCAAAAAGUCCAAGGGCCAAGACAAGCACAAGAAAUCCAACGAAGACGACGUGAAACAUCGAAAAUCGAAGAAAUCGAAAAAUAAGAAGGAAAACAAAUCGUUGGAUUACGAAGAAACGGCGGGGAUAUCGACUCCGUCUAAGGAGAUAUUGCCGGACUUGAAGAACAAUAUCACAAAUUCCGAGUAUGACACGAUUCCCAUACAGAAUACCUCUUACGAGGAGCUGGCCAAAAAUAAAGUGAUUUCCAUGACGUACGAAUUGAAACAAAUUCCUCAUGAAACAAAUAAAGUUAUCGUAUCGAUUCGCAUUACAAAUAUAGGUCAGACACUCGUGAGAGAAUUGGUCUUCGAUGUUCCAGAUACGUCGUCACUCAAAUUAGUUAAAAAUCCUGGGGAUGAAUUUGGGAUAAAACUGCCGUUCCAACUGCCUCUGCAAACUAGCAAAGAAACUCAGUUCACCAUUCUAGUCUCGGACGUAACGUUCGCUCAGAGACUGAGAGGUACACUGACAUACAUGUUUGAAAGUAGAGAAGGCACGCAACAAGAAAAGCUCGAUUUCACCGUGCACUUGUCGUGCAGCAAGUUCAUGGUCGGUCAUCUUUCUCAUAAGGACAUUCUCACAGAACUUCUCAAAAGCGGUCAAUUAAUAUCUAAGAUUAGGAAAGAGAUGACGCCUACACAAGACUUCGGUGCAGUGCUGAAUGUUAUUUGCCGCAAAUGCAAUCUUACUCUCGUGGAGCAGAUCGAGGAUACUGCGUCUUUAUACGGACAUUCUCUGAAGGGACAUCAUGUGUGCCUUUUGUUAAAAUUUAAUAAAACAACGGGAAAUCUAGUAAUCGAAGGUAAAGGUGACAAUAACUCAUUACUGUCAGGAAUUGGAGAAGAGAUACUGAGGAUCCUGACAUAAUACUGAUUUAAACUCAAGUGUCUAUAUUUUGCAAUUAUUGAUUCUUACGUAUACAUCGCAAUCAUAUUGAAUACACAUUUGGCAGUGAGAAAAGAACACUUCGACGACUGUGUCCGUUAUAUAUGAAACAACGGCUAAUAGGAAGCGUAUCUGCGAACCCAUUGAAUAUUUUCAGAAAGGAUCUUACCUAAACUUUACGUGUAAUCUAGAUCAUAAAGUUUGUUAAAUAUAUAAGAGAUAUACAUAUGUACACAUAUACUAUAUACAUGCAUCAAAUAUAUGUACACACAUGUACAUGUCUAUAUAUAACGCAUAAGGCUAGAGAGAGAAGUCUCGAGAGAGUUUCGAGAGAGAAAGAGAGAGAGCAGGAGGAGGGAAGAGGAGCUUAUUUGCCAAGAAUUGAAGACACUGGAGUAAAAGUAGAUUAAUGUUUCUACAUACUGUGGCGCGUGUGAUAUGUAAUAGAACAGGAUUACGAAUAUUUCUCAAUUGUCCCUUAAGAUAAUUAUCCACUUUCAAUCGCAAUUAUCGCAAAUAACAUCUUCCAAAAGAAAAAGAAGAAGAGAUUCUGUAAAUUGCUCCACUUUCUUAUCUAUACGAUGUUGCAUUUACUACUACGUGGCAUGUAAUAAUCGGGGGUAAUAGCUUACGAAUAAAACUUGACUGCUAAUGCAGCAGCACUUUGUAUAGUACAGAAAUAAACGUUGCGAUAGAAACAA
Odontomachus brunneus is the source of this 5045-nucleotide messenger RNA. It is a transcript of the gene garnet, whose product is annotated as AP-3 complex subunit delta-1. The transcript has 14 exons. Lineage: Eukaryota; Metazoa; Arthropoda; Insecta; Hymenoptera; Formicidae. Gene Ontology annotation, cellular component: AP-3 adaptor complex; terminal bouton; membrane coat. Bases 715 to 4326 code for a protein of 1203 amino acids. Gene Ontology annotation, biological process: synaptic vesicle budding from endosome; anterograde synaptic vesicle transport; neurotransmitter receptor transport, postsynaptic endosome to lysosome. The record is from RefSeq and is a predicted model, not a curated record.